Petromyzon marinus (sea lamprey) is the source of this 2825-nucleotide messenger RNA. It is a transcript of the gene NCSTN, whose product is annotated as nicastrin. The record is from RefSeq and is a predicted model, not a curated record. Gene Ontology annotation, cellular component: plasma membrane. Gene Ontology annotation, biological process: Notch receptor processing; protein processing. Lineage: Eukaryota; Metazoa; Chordata; Hyperoartia; Petromyzontiformes; Petromyzontidae.
CAUUUAUGGACGGGUGGUGGUGAUGGAGGGGCCGGUUUCCUGUUUCCUCGCUACAUCACUUCCGGCCCGCACGGCAAACCCGGAAGAGACGCCACCGUCAUGGCUGCGUUGUGGUUGUCGCUGGUUCCGCCGCUGCUGCUGCUACUGCUAGCGGCAUGGGUGCACGGGAACUCUGUGGAGCAGAAGAUUUACGUGGAGCUGAAGGACACGGCGGCGUGCGUGAGGCUCAUGAACGGCACUCACCAGAUCGGCUGCCAAUCGUCUGUGGGCGGUGACACGGGCGUGCUGCACCUGGUGUCGAGCGCGGAAGACCUGGCGUGGGUUCUGAAGGACGGACCCCACUCGCCCUACAUGGCUCUGCUGGACAACUACAUGUUCUCCAGGGAGACCAUGAUGCAGCUGAAGGUGGCGCGUGGCCGUGUGGCCGGCGUCGUGGUGAUGCUGCACCAGAAGGCGCUGCCCUUGGCUCCCGCCAACUUCUCCCAUGACCUCUCCUGCCCCAACGACAAAUUCGGAAUGUACGAGGACACGGAUUACGCCCACUGCCGUCGCACCGUCUGGAACCCGUCCGGUACCGGCCUGGCUCUCGAGGACUUUGGGUUCCCGGUUUUCUUGCUGCGCGACGCCAACGAGACCAGCGCCGUCCUGCAGUGCGUGAGGAAUCACAAUGUGCCAAGCAACGACACGUCAAAGAAGGUGGAGUACCCUCUGUGCGCGAUUCAGCUCAAGUCUCACAUGCACGGGGUGCGCGACACCGUGACCUGCAUGCGUCGCUCGCAUCUCUUCAACAACCUCAACCCUGAGUUGGUGUGUGAUUCACUGGGCGACUAUAACGUUCUGGGGGUUCUGCAACCGAUCAACCAAUCGAUGAAGGGAAAACCCGACAAGGAUAUCAUCAUAGCAGCUGCACGGCUGGACAGCCGCUCGUUCUUCUGGAACGUGACGUCGGGCGCUGACAGCGCCGCCUCCGGCUUCGUCACGCUGCUGGCGGCCGCGGAGGCCCUCGCCGCGCUGGGCAACGCGUCACGCUCGCUGCCCCGCAACGUCAUGUUCCUGUUCCUGCAGGGGGAGGCGUUUGACUACAUUGGCAGCUCGCGGUUCGUGUACGACAUCAUGCGCAACAAGUCGUUCCUGUCCCUGGACAGCAUCCACUCCUUCCUCGAGAUCAGCCAGGUGGGGCUGCGUGACGGAGCCACGGUGUGGGCGCACAGCGACCCCAUCUCUCGGCAGGUCCCCCAAGUCAACGAAUCCGUGUGGUCCAUGGUGGAGGCCCUGCGAGCGGGCGGCCUCACCGUGGCGACCCCUGACCCCGAGCAGCCGCUGCCGCCCUCGUCGCUGCAGCGCUUCCUGCGGCACAGGAACCUGAGUGGUGUGGUGCUGGCAGAGCACCGCACCGCCUUCUACAACCAGUACUACCACAGCGUGUACGAUGUGGCGCCCAACAUUAAGCUGAGCUUCCCGGAGGGGCUCACGCCAGAGGAGGAGCUCACCUACCCCAGCGACAUCGCCAAGAACCUGACGGAGCUCGCCACAGGCGUGGCGAGGGCGCUGUACCUGCAAGCAGGCGGAGACCAAGAGACAAUAAUGGACGUUCAGGCCAACACCACCACUGUGGCGCGUCUUCUCUACACACUGCUCGUUCGGGCCAACAACUCGUGGCUGCGCAGCAUCAUGGACAAAGAGAACAAGGGCAUUUUGGGCCGUCACGCGCUCAGCUUCUACGUGGGCGUGAGCGACAACUGGAGCCACAACGACAUCACGCAGGUGGUGCUCCACGCCCUCGCCAACCUCACGGGCACCACGGUGCCCCUCAACGAGACGGCUUGCCGCGACCCCAAGAAGCACGGCGUCACCGACGAGGAGAUGUACAAGUACAUCUGGGUCAUGGGGUCGCCGCCGGGCAAGGGGGCGGAGGAGGGGGACAAGGAGGGCGGUGGCUUCUGCACGCGCAGCACGGCGCACCUGUCGCCCGCCGUAUCGCCCGCCUUCGAGCUGCAUGACUUCGACUCGGGGGAGUACUCCACCUGGACCGAGUCGCGCUGGAAGCAGCUGCGGGCGCGCCUCUUCCUGGUCGCCAGCCCCCAGCUGGAGCACGUGACGCUGGCCGUGGGCUGCCUGGUGCUGGCGCUGUCUCUGUGCUCCGUCUACCUCGUUAACUCCAAGGCCGACGUCCUUUUCACCCCGACGCGCGAUGCCCACUCACCAGCUUACUGAUGCACUAACCGGCUUACUGGUGUUGCACUCACCAGCUUACUGAUGCUGUCACCACACUCACCAGAUUACUGAUGCACUCACCACACUCACCGGCUUACUGAUGUUGCACUCACCAGCUUACGGGUGUUGCACUCCCAAGCUUACUGAUGCACUUAACACACUCACCAGCUUACUGAUGCGCUCACCACUCAUCCACCCUCACCACUCUCACCGGCUUACUGAUGCUGUCACCAUACUCACCAGCUUACUGAUGCACUCACCACACUCACCGGCUUACUGAUGUUGCACUCACCAGCUCACGGGUGUUGCACUCACCAGCUUACUGAUGCACUUAACACACUCACCAGCUUACUGAUGCGCUCACCACUCAUCCACCCUCACCACUCUCACCGGCUUACUGAUGCUGUCACCAUACUCACCAGCUUACUGAUGUACUCACCACACUCGGCAGCUUAUUGAUGCACUCACCACUCAUCCACACUCACCACUCACCCACACUCACCACUCGCAAUGCUCAGCUGCAUACUAACCACGCACCCUCUUAAGAAUACUCACCCCUUCACUAAACAAUCCCACACACUCACCCUCUCUCCACACACACUCACCCUCUC